AGCUGAAUGCCUGGAUUCUGUUCACACAGCGGCAGCAGCGAGAGUGAGACACACACUCAGAGACACACUCAGAGACAUGGUGGUGUGAAUGAGUUGGGGGGGAGAGUGAAAGAGAGAAAGCAAUUCUAGCAAAAGUAAUAGCAGGUUUUCUUUUUCAUAUCGUUGGCGUUAAGUUGAAGGGGGAAAAGUGCGUGAUUACAACAUAUCCGGGCGAAAGUGAGUAAGAGAGUGAAAAGAAAAGGGAGCGUACCCUGUAAUUUCUUUAAGCCGUUGGCCAUACUCCUCAGCCCGGUUAAAGCUGUUUCUCCGAGUGAACAUUUCCUCGCUCGACUCGGAAGAUUUCGGUUGUUUGUUAGCACACAGCAAUUGUGUGCACGUUUCUACGUUGGUUUCGUUCCAUCGAGUGUAUUGGCAAGGUUUAGGUCUCAGAAAACUGAGAAUUAAGACUCCAAUUUCAUUUGGAAUAAGUUCUUAUGCUGUUAUAAGACAUCCUGGUGUUCUUUUUUAAUGUAGAAAACACGUGCCCUAAAGUGACAAGCCUGCUCUCAUCUCCUGAUUGCAUGCCCGCGCGCAGAGGAUCUGAUCCGUCUGGAGUUUGAAAGCGCGCGCGGAGAAGCAAAACUUCUCUUUCUUCGCAAAAGGCCGUGCAUUUAGAGCAAACCGGACUCCUGUGGGACGAUGCUGCGGCUGUUCGUGGCUUGGAGCACUCUGGUAGCGCUGUGCGUGAUGGUGGAGGGAGCGCGCGGUGGCGGCGGCGGUGGUUACGGCAUGAGCAUGUUCGCCGCGCAGUCCUCGCCGCCCGACCCGUGCUACGACGAGAACGGCAACCCCCGCCGCUGCAUCCCCGACUUCGUGAACGCGGCUUUCGGUAAGGAUGUGCGCGCGUCCAGCACGUGCGGCACCCCGGCGGCGCGCUACUGCGUGGUGAGCGAGAAGGGCGACGAGAGGACGCGCGACUGCCACACGUGCGACGCGACCGACCCGAAGAAGGCGCAUCCGGCCGCGUACCUCACAGACCUCAACAACCCGCAUAACCUCACGUGCUGGCAGUCCGAGAGCUACGUGCAGCACCCGCAGAACGUCACUCUCACGCUCUCGCUGGGCAAAAAGUUCGAGGUGACCUACGUGAGUCUGCAGUUCUGCUCGCCGCGGCCCGAGUCCAUGGCCAUCUACAAGUCGAUGGACUACGGUAAGACAUGGACGCCGUUCCAGUUCUACUCAACGCAGUGUAAGAAGAUGUACAACCGACCGAGUCGCGCGGCUAUCACCAAGCAGAACGAGCAGGAGGCCAUCUGCACGGACUCGCACACGGACAUGCAACCGCUCGCAGGCGGCCUCAUCGCUUUCAGCACUCUGGACGGCCGGCCGUCGGCGCAUGAUUUCGAUAAUUCCCCCGUGCUGCAGGACUGGGUCACGGCCACUGAUAUCAAGGUGACGUUCAGCCGCUUGCACACGUUCGGCGACGAGAACGAAGACGACUCGGAGCUGGCCAGGGACUCGUACUUCUACUCCGUGUCCGAUCUGCAGGUGGGUGGCCGCUGCAAAUGUAACGGGCACGCGUCGAAGUGUGUGCGCGACCGCGACGGCAACCUGGUGUGUGAGUGCAAACACAACACUGCGGGACCCGAGUGCGACAGGUGCAAACCCUUCCACUAUGACCGGCCAUGGCAGCGCGCAACGGCCAGAGAAGCCAACGAGUGCGUCGCUUGUCAUUGUAACCUACACGCACGCCGCUGUCGCUUCAACAUGGAGCUGUAUAAGCUGUCAGGACGCAGGAGCGGUGGAGUUUGCCUCAACUGCAGACACAACACCGCCGGACGCCACUGUCACUACUGCAAAGAGGGCUACUACAGAGACAUGACUAAACCCAUCUCACACAGACGUGCCUGCAAAGCAUGUGACUGUCACCCAGUCGGUGCUGCAGGUAAAACCUGUAACCAGACCACAGGCCAGUGUCCGUGCAAGGAUGGUGUGACUGGUAUUACCUGCAACCGCUGUGCUAAAGGCUACCAGCAGAGUCGCUCACCCAUCGCCCCCUGCAUUAAAAUUCCAGUCGCGUCCCCCACUGCAACCUACACCAGUUCUGAAGAACCAACGGACUGUGACUCUCAUUGCAAGGCAUCCAAGGGAAAAAUGAAGGUCACCAUGAAGAAGUACUGCAAGAAAGACUUUGCUGUCCAAGUGCACGUGCUGAAGGGUGACAAGGCAGGCGAGUGGUGGAAGUUCACCAUUAACAUCAUCUCGGUGUACAAGCAGGGCGAGCACCGCAUCCGACGCGGCGACCAGCUGCUGUGGGUGCGUGCCAAGGACGUGGCCUGCAAAUGCCCCAAGAUCAAGCCAGGCAGGAAGUACCUGUUGCUGGGCUCAGACGAUGAGGACUCGCGUGGCCAGAGCGGUGUCGUGGCCGACAAGGCCAGCCUGCUCGUCCCCUGGAAGGACCAGUGGGCCCGUCGUCUCCGCAAGUUCCAGCAGCGUGACAAGAGGGGCAAGUGCUAAAGCAGCUAGCUACAGCAUUCCGCACAGGAAGGAGGGAGAAAAGGAAGGAUUGGAGGAAGGACCGAGCGCUGCUAAGCAGACUGAUAUUGCUAGCCUCUGGUAGAAACAGUUGUGAAGGAAUUCGGAUGUCACAGUUGUCUUCAGCCGUUUUUUUUUCCAGUUUUCUUUCCAAUUUUAUUUUUUAAAAUUGUGGAUUUUGCAGAGUUUGCACCUAAUUUUACAUAUACAGUAUGUAAAGUCAUUUUUCGAGUGAUCAGUUUGGUGUCCCUCACUCUAUUUUUUUCUUUUUAUAUAGCUUGACAUUCCCCUGCCCCUUUUUACUGAUAUUAGCUACUGUCUCGCAUUUCUGGAUCGAGAAUAUCUUUUUUUUUUUUUUUU
Hemibagrus wyckioides is the source of this 2874-nucleotide messenger RNA. RefSeq names its product netrin 1b (gene ntn1b). Gene Ontology annotation, molecular function: protein binding. The coding region runs from base 679 to 2496 and encodes 605 amino acids. The transcript is spliced from 6 exons. NCBI's taxonomy places the organism in Eukaryota, Metazoa, Chordata, Actinopteri, Siluriformes, Bagridae. The record is from RefSeq and is a predicted model, not a curated record.